CGGCCACCACAAGGCCUAGAAAUGCUGCCGAUGGCCCCACAAGCUGCGCAACACUCUCUGCCAGCUCGUCUGCUCUCGCCGCCGCAACCAGCACGCUCUCUACAGCUCGUGACCGCAGCAAUCGCGUUGCCGAGGGCGAGUGUAUCCAGCCAACCAUCGAACCAAGCAGAUACCGAACGUUGGUCCGCGUGCCCGAUACUAGCCACCUGAAACCAGGCCUCUGCUGCGAUCCUUCUCCCUGAGAUAUACCCAGUGAAUUGCUCGUUGCCCAUCUGUGCUACCCCUACACCCUCACGCAACCUCUCCACAUUCACGAUGAACGGCAACAAUGAAGUCGGAGCAGUUGGGGCGGAGAAGAUCAACACAGACAUUGUGACCCUCACAAGAUUCUUGACCGAAGAGCAAGCGAAGCACAAGGAGGCCACGGGAGACUUCACACUCCUCUGCCAUGCCCUCCAAUUCUCCUUCAAGAGCAUUGCCUACUACAUCCGCCGAGCCACCCUGAUUAACCUCACUGGGCUGGCGGGGUCCUCGAACAUGACCGGAGAUGACCAGAAGAAGCUUGACGUGAUUGGCAAUGACAUCUUCAUCGCCGCUAUGAAGAGCUGUGGCCGGGUCAGGAUACUGGUUUCCGAGGAAGAGGACGAGGCCAUCACGUUCAGCGAGCACCCAGCUGCCCGGUAUGGCGUCGUUUGCGACCCAAUUGACGGCUCGUCCAACUUGGACGCCGGUGUAUCGGUUGGGACCAUCUUCGGCAUCUUCAAGCUCCCAGAGGACGCGGAAGGCACCAAGGAAGACCUGCUCAAGCCGGGAACUGAGCUGGUAGCCAGCGGCUUCACCAUGUACGGUGCCUCGGCCCAGCUGGUGCUGACCAUGAAGGGCGGAACUGUCAACGGCUUCACCAUGGACAACGCGCUGGGCGAAUUCAUCCUAACGCAUCCAGACAUGAAGGUGCCGAAGUCGCGGGCGAUCUACUCGGUCAACGAGGGCAACAGCCUGUACUGGACCGAUCCGAUCAAGGAGUACGUCAACAGUUUGAAGUACCCAGAGGAGGGCGGAAAGCCGUACAGCGCGAGAUACAUCGGGUCCAUGGUGGCUGAUGCGUACCGGACGCUGUUGUACGGCGGCAUAUUUGCGUAUCCAGCAGACAAGAAGAGCCCCAAGGGGAAGCUGCGGAUUUUGUACGAGUGCGCGCCGAUGGCGUUGGUGUUUGAGAACGCUGGCGGUCAAGCGGUAGACAGCAACAUGAAGCGCAUGUUGGAAGUCGUGCCAGAGCACAUCCACGACCGGUCUGGUAUCUUUAUGGGCAGCUACAACGAAGUGCAAAAAGUUCUGGAUGUUCACAAGAAGUACUGAGCAGGUUUAGUUUUCGUCAGGCAGUCUCUUUUCCGAGUGGUCUUUCACGUCAGGGCGCCGACCUGGUUGCUUAUACUCAGCGUCUCGCUAGGCAGCAUAGAGAAAUUAAAACGCACCGCAUGUUAAUUGGAAGCCUUGUCGCUCUGUGGCACGCCUUGUGCACACCUCCUGGGCAGGGUUCACCGACAGUUGCGACAGCUGCAGCUCUCACCG
This is a messenger RNA of Mytilinidion resinicola, 1569 nucleotides long. Its product is annotated as inositol phosphatase. Gene Ontology annotation, cellular component: cytosol; cytoplasm. Gene Ontology annotation, molecular function: fructose 1,6-bisphosphate 1-phosphatase activity. Bases 316 to 1356 code for a protein of 346 amino acids. Lineage: Eukaryota; Fungi; Ascomycota; Dothideomycetes; Mytilinidiales; Mytilinidiaceae. The record is from RefSeq and is a predicted model, not a curated record. Gene Ontology annotation, biological process: gluconeogenesis; fructose 6-phosphate metabolic process; fructose 1,6-bisphosphate metabolic process. The transcript is spliced from 4 exons.